This is a messenger RNA of Bubalus bubalis (water buffalo), 1284 nucleotides long. RefSeq names its product coiled-coil domain containing 152 (gene CCDC152). The transcript has 9 exons. The record is from RefSeq and is a predicted model, not a curated record. Lineage: Eukaryota; Metazoa; Chordata; Mammalia; Artiodactyla; Bovidae. The coding region runs from base 139 to 966 and encodes 275 amino acids.
GGAGGUAAGGCUGGGGGUGGGGCCCUCAGGGCAGGCUCAGUGGGGACUAGGAGAAGGGCGGGCCCAUUGUUGGGGGAACACGCUUCCUGAGGAGGGGACAACAGUUAGAGCCGGACCAGUACCAGGAGGAAGCUGUGCAUGGGGAGGCUGUGGAAACCGCGAGCGACAACAGAUAUGAAUCAAAACAGCGAAGGAUGUAUGAAAAAGAUUAGCAGUGUGAAUCUUGACAAACUUAUAAAUGACUUUUCACAGAUAGAAAAGAAAAUGAUAGAAUCCAGUGGGAAGAACAAUAUCCUGGAUAUGCAGUUGGAAAAAGCUAACUGUUUAUUAAGAGUAAUGCAAACAAAAGAGGUCGCAAUGAAACAAGAAUGUGCUACUCUUCAUGAUAUGAUAAAAGGGCUACAGCAUACCAUUGAAUAUCAACAUAAUUUGAAGGGUGAAAAUGAACAACUAAAAAGAAAUGCUGAUCUUAUGAAAGAAAAGUUUAAAAUGCAUGAACAGGAACAUAGGAAUAAUAUUGCCAAACUUAUGAGUGAAAUGAAAAUCAAAGAGGAGGGACAUAAGAUUGAAAUAACAAAACUUUAUCAAGAUAUGCAGAAAAAACUCAUAUCAAGUGAAGAAAAGAAUAAAGAACUGAUAGAAAAAAAGGAGUUGGAAAUUUCCGAGUUAAAUGCAAAGUUAAGAACUCAAGAAAGGGAAAAACAAAAUGAAAUGAUCAAACUACAGCUAGAGUUUGAUGCCAAGCUAGCAAGAGUUCAAACUAAAACAAAAUCAUAUCCAGAUUCUACUGUUUCACCACACAGUAUCUACAAAAGGAAACUUCAACAUCUUCAGCAAGAAAAAGACAAGGAGAUUGCAGUUCUUCGUAAUACCAUUCGUGAUUUAGAACAACGCCUCUCUGUCAGCAAAGAUUCUCAAGUUAAACUUGUUGGCAAAGAUCCUCACUUUAAGCGUAGGCGGUUUUGAGUAGAUUCAUCAGUUGCUAUUUUAUUUCUUUAAAAGCAGUUCAAAAUUUAUUUUAAUUGUCAAUAUAACGUACUACCUAAGUAAUAACAACAAUGAAAACAAAAAGCUUUAAACUUUUUUAUUGAAUUUAAACAUCCACAUUUUUGCCAGUCCUGUUGUACAUUUCUGCUUAAUAGUAUUAACCAUAAAAAAAAAUUCAGGUUUAUAGGACCUGGUUUGCCUAUUGAACCAUCACUGACUAUGGAAAUACUUUCUAAGCAAUCAACAGUUAGACAACAUUCUUUUAUCUUUUUCCCAUCUAUCUUUCAAGAUUGGCAA